GUAACAAGAGAGUUUGGCAUAAUAGGAGGAAGAAAAAAAAAUCGGAAAAAGAAUAAAUGCAGAAAGAAAAUAAACUACACCCCGACGACGACGAAAGUCUCUGACUGUCUGCUGUCUGUUUUAAAAAGGAAUAUCAUUUUGUGUUGUAUAUAGUGAAAAAAAGAAAGAAAUAACAAUAUUCCAAAAUCCAAUUACAAAAAACACUUGCAAAAAUGUAGUUAAAUUAGCAAAAAAGCAUUUAUGAAACAACUUUACAAAUAUAAAUGGAAAUACUUUACUCAUCACACACCUUUUUGUAAAAGAAGAGGGCCCAAGUGCAAUUAACUCCUUAAGCAAAAGAAAAACCACACCAACACACACAUACACACAAAGAAACCAACACAUACACACGCGCAGAAGAAACCGAUUACCCAACAACAACCAAGCAAACGCCGCCUAAGCAAGUCAUCAUAUUUCAAGAAAAAUAAUAAAAAAAAAGAAAAUUUAACCAGACGUAACAUAAAAAAAACAAAACGAAAACGUUGACAUUUCUCAACAUUCAAUUCAACAGCAAGAAAAUUCCUUAAUGAAAUUAAAAAAAAAAGUAAAUAACAUCACAACAAUUCAUAAGUUAUAAAUGUGCAAAAGCAAAAUGCAAUUGAUGAUAAGCGGGAAAUAAAGCAAAGGGCUCGUGGUCAUCUUUCUUUUGCAGUGCAGGAAAAGAAAAGGCAACAAAGAGGACAAGAACAGCAACAACAACAGGAACAGUAAUCAAUGUUAUGAUUAAAUAUCAAUAGCAAGUUUAUUAAUACAUAUUGUUUAUUGGUAUGGUAUGGCGGUAUUGAACAAUCCAAUCUCGUUGAGAAAAACGACAAAGAAGUAGAAGACCAAACCAAACAAGGAAUCAGUUUAAAGUUCAUAGUGCAAAUGCUGCUGAUGAAGAGCUUGUGAAAAUUUUGAAAAAAGAAAAUAUUAAAAAAAACCUAACGAAAGCAGUGGCAUAAUUUGUUUUGUUAAAUGUGUAAAUAUUAAUAAUUUUUCUUCUGAAAUCAAAACAAAAUAACAACUAAUGCAAAUUAAUGUAACAACAAUGAACCAAUGACCACCGCCCGCCAAAAGUGAAAAACAUAACAGUAGUAGCAGCAUCAAAUCAAAUACCUUUGACACCAUAGUCGUCUUCGUCCCUAUUCCAUAACUGUGCACAAACAUUUUGUUUAAUUCCAACAACAAUAGCAACAUUCUAUGACAUUUUCCUACUGCUUGUUGUUGUUAUCACCAUCAUCAUAAUCUCUUUGUUGUCGUAAUUAUUAUUGUUGACCCAUUAUUGACCCAUUGUCGUUGUUGCCGCCGCGUCAUCCUCGUUGCCGUUGUCUUUUUGUUGCUGUGCGUCAUAAUUUCUUCUUUUAUUUGGGGGCAUUUCCAGUUGCAUUUCAACGUUUUCUCCUCUUCUGUUUGUUUAAUAUAAGCCAAAUUUCAAGAUAACUAACAACAACCACCACCAAUAGCUGAGCAGCAAGCAGUGCUACACUACAACAAAUAACAUUUUCACUCAACAUCAUAAUUUCAUCUUUCAAGUCAUAACAUUCUCAAAAUAUUUACCAUUAACAUCGUCAUCUUCAUCAUCAUCACCAUCUUCAACUGCUUUGGAAGUCGCUGCCUCAAAGUAACAUCAAAUUUUUAACAAGCUCCCAAGUUUACUCCACCACCACCACCACGACCGACCACCAGACAGCACUACACCACACCAACCAACCACCAUCAUCAUCAAUAACAAAUAACACACAUUUACUGUAUGAAAUUCGCAACAGAAGAAACAAUCACCAACAGCAAGCCGAUUUGACAGACAAACAACAACAGCAACAAGAACAGGAACAGUCACCAAAUAGCAGUUUUUCUUUUGGCUAAAAAGAAAAAAUAGAAAUCAACAGCCAGCAACAAAAAAAAUAGAACAAAAAAUCAAAACGUGAGCCAUACAACAUACCCAGAACAGAGCACGACGACGGCCAAGUGACACAAACAGAAUUGUACAUUUUAUUUAUUUUCUUAACUUGGCUGCUGACUGCCAGUUAGUGUUUAGAACACAACGACAAGCUGCUGCUCGCCCUGUUUCAAGCGAUAGAUAUUUUCUUCCUGCAUCAGCCAGCAUUGUACAGUACCAUAGUGUUGUUGUUCGUUCCUUUUACUCCUGCGUUAAUUUCUUUUUGUUCUGUAUAUUUUGCCAACGCCAACAACAAUCAACAAUAAAUUUUCUUUUCUUGGUUCCUUAGUUAUUGUUUCUUUAGAUUUUAGUGUUGUGCAUUUAAAUAAAUAAAAAAAAAAGAAAACGAAACAAAUUUCCAUUAACAAAACAAAAAAAUAAAAUCAACUAAAUUAUCAAAAGAAGUUAAAAAGAAUAAUAAGAAGAAGAAGCAGCAGCAAAUAUCUCUCUCAUUACUCUUGUCAAGAAACAAACAAACAACAGUCGUGUCAAUGUUAGCAAAACGUUAUCGUAACGUCAACGUACGUUAUUGUCGCCGCAGCAACAGUAGUAAGAUAGUAAGAGCAACACCCCCCGCCUCUAACUGAGAGAAAAAACGGGUCAGUGAGUGUGAGUGGUGAUAACUGUAAGACAAGAUUUGUUGCAUUUUCGGUUUGUUUUAUUUUGCCUUUUUUUGUUAACGUUAAACCGUUUAAUUUGUCACUAUAAUUGUACAAAAACGAAGUGAAACAAGAAGCAAAAACAAAAAAAGGGGAGUGAAUGCGUGAAAAACUUUGGUAGCAGUAGUGACGUUCGCCGUAAUUUCUGUUCAUCAGUUACGCACAUUGAACUCCAAACAAACAACAAUAACAACACAUCCAGCUAAGAAAGGAAGCAAGCAACUACACAACAACAGAAUCCAUUCUCCAUUCUAAUCAUUGUCGUUUUAUUUUCGUUAACGCAUCGUCGUCAUCGUUGUAUUGUCAUCGUUAAAUCGGUGAAUUAUCAUCGGUGCGGUCGGUGUGUACGAAAUGCAGCGACGUGAACCACGACAAUCAGGUGGUGGUGGAACACAGCCUGCAGGGACAUCCGGAGCCGGUGGAGGCGGCGGCGGGGGAGGAGGAGGCGGUGGCGGGGGUAGCGGCACAGCUCCUGCACGUAACGCAGUCAGCUCCGGCAAUAUGUAUUCCGCCCGCCAAUCAGUAAGCACCUCAACCGGGGUCCUUAUGGUCGGACCAAAUUUUCGUGUCGGUAAAAAAAUUGGCUGUGGUAAUUUUGGAGAAUUGCGGUUAGGUCGUCGCAUGUGUUUCUUUCCAACAACACCAUAUGCCGAAAAGAGUAUUAAUCCAGCAGGCAAAAAUCUGUACAACAAUGAACAUGUAGCAAUAAAAAUGGAGCCAAUGAAGUCAAAGGCUCCACAACUACACUUAGAGUAUAGGUUUUAUAAACUAUUAGGAUCACAUGAUAAUUGUCCAGAGGGUAUACCGCGUGUCUAUCAUUUGGGCACUUGUAGUGGCCGUUACAAUGCCAUGGUAUUAGAAUUAUUGGGACUGUCUUUAGAAGAUCUCUUCAAUAUAUGCAACCGUCAAUUUUCACUCAAGACUGUACUGAUGAUAGCUAAGCAACUUCUCCACCGGAUCGAAUAUGUUCAUAGUCGGCACCUAAUUUAUAGAGAUGUUAAGCCAGAAAAUUUUCUUAUUGGCAGAACAUCAACGAGACGAGAAAAAAUUAUCCACAUAAUUGAUUUCGGUUUGGCCAAAGAAUAUAUUGAUUUAGAUACAAAUAGACACAUACCAUAUCGGGAACACAAAUCCCUGACGGGUACUGCUAGAUAUAUGUCUAUAAACACACACAUGGGCAGAGAGCAAUCGAGACGUGAUGAUUUAGAGGCAUUAGGUCAUAUGUUCAUGUAUUUCUUAAGAGGUUCACUGCCAUGGCAAGGUCUUAAGGCCGAUACACUUAAGGAAAGAUAUCAAAAAAUUGGCGAUACCAAACGAGCAACACCCAUUGAGGUACUUUGUGAUGGCCAUCCCGAAGAAUUUGCCACAUAUUUACGCUAUGUGAGGCGGCUAGAUUUUUUUGAGACCCCCGAUUAUGAUUUUCUGCGAAGACUGUUCCAAGACUUAUUCGAUCGUAAAGGCUAUGUGGAUGAUGGUGAAUUUGACUGGACAGGGAAGACAAUGAGCAAGGAUCAACUUGAACAAAUGAAAGCAAUUAAAAAUGCACCACCUUCUCAUUUAGCCAAAAACAAAUCGGAUAAGUCAACGCCGGUUGGUUCAUUACAGACGGGUCAUGAAGUUAUCAUUUCACCAAAUAAAGAUCGUCAUAAUAUAACGGGCAAGGAGGGUUCUUAUUUUGAUUAUGAUGAUGACGAUGAAGAAGAAUAUAUAAUUUUGGAGACAAAUGCCAAAGGAGGUGUUGCCGCGUGGCCAGAUGUACCCAAACCAGGUGCUACACUGGGCAAUCUUACGCCUGCCGAUAGGCAUGGUUCUGUACAGGUUGUGAGUUCGACAAAUGGCGAAUUAAAUGCGGACGAUCCCACUGCUGGUCACUCAAAUACUCCCAUAACGCAACAGCCUGAAGUCGAGUUAGUCGAUGAAACAAAAUGUUGUUGUUUCUUUAAACGAAAGAAGAAGAAAUCAUCGCGUCAAAAAUGACUAGAUGGUGUCCAAUGUAGUCCAGAACGCGAAGCAGUUACAUUGCUACGCGCCACUUCACAUUCAAAUUCAAGGGAUAGCGUUCUAAAUAAUCCAAGUCAGGAUUAUAUACAACAGGCAACGUCACAACAUACGUUGCGUUAUCCUCCAUCCGCGUCAAUGCUGACGCCUACACCAACUACUAAUACACCGACACUUCCGUUGUAAUUUAAAAACAUUUAAAGUUAAACAAACAAAAAAAAAACCAUUAAAAAAUCCAUAAAAAAUAAAAAUUAUAUUAUACAUACAUUAUUAAUUUAGCAUUAUUAUUAUGAUUUAUUAUAAAACAAAAGAGAAAGAAAACCGAAACAAGAAGAGAGGAAACAAACAACCACAUUUAAAGCAAAAUAUUUUUUAUUUUAUUUUUUUUUUUAUUAUUAUUAUCAAUUUAUUAUUUUUUUUUUUUGCGUUAUUAUAUAAAUUAUUAUAAUUCUAUUAUAAAUUAAAUUAAACAAAAACACACAGCAACAGCAAACAAAAAAAAUUGAUAACAUGAUAUAAUUAUAUGAUAUGAUGAUAAUGAUAAAGAUUGAUGAUCAAAAACAAAACAGAAAGAGUAAAACAAAAACAAAAGAAAGAAAAAGGAUAAGAUAAAACAAAUCACAACUUAUAUAAUUUAAUAACAACCUUUAGCCUUUUUACGAGGGGGCAAACAAACCAACAACAGUUUAAUUUGUAUACAAGAUAAAGAAAAACCACAAGAAAACAAAAACAGAAAAGCGGAAAAUAUAAAAGAAACCUAUUAAACAAAAAAAAUCAAAA
This is a messenger RNA of Musca domestica (house fly), 5394 nucleotides long. RefSeq names its product casein kinase I (gene gish). Gene Ontology annotation, molecular function: ATP binding; protein serine/threonine kinase activity. Lineage: Eukaryota; Metazoa; Arthropoda; Insecta; Diptera; Muscidae. The coding region runs from base 2968 to 4593 and encodes 541 amino acids. Gene Ontology annotation, cellular component: plasma membrane; cytoplasm; nucleus. The transcript is spliced from 15 exons. Gene Ontology annotation, biological process: peptidyl-serine phosphorylation; signal transduction; positive regulation of canonical Wnt signaling pathway. The record is from RefSeq and is a predicted model, not a curated record.